Molecule: messenger RNA, 444 nt
Organism: Scheffersomyces amazonensis
Lineage: Eukaryota; Fungi; Ascomycota; Pichiomycetes; Serinales; Debaryomycetaceae
Gene: MDJ2
Product: Mdj2p
Exons: 1
Coding region: 1-444 (147 amino acids)
Biological process (GO): protein import into mitochondrial matrix
Cellular component (GO): PAM complex, Tim23 associated import motor
Molecular function (GO): ATPase activator activity
Source: RefSeq, a predicted model, not a curated record
AUGGUACUACCGAUAAUAAUAGGAGUAGGUGCUACUGUGGUUGCCUUAACAAUUAAGUCAUCUGUAGCGGCUUAUAGUAAGUUUCUUCAUCUUACACCCCAAAUGAUUGCAUCAUUAAAUAAUAUUAAAUUAAUAAGACCUGAUGAAGAUAAUCUAAGUAUUAAGAAAUCAGAUCCUAAUUAUGCUCAUAUACUAUAUUUACGACUGCGAUAUCCUGCAUCCGGGUUUAAAGAUCCUAUGACAGAACAAGAAGCAUUAUUAAUAAUGGGAAUUGAAGGCGAUGAUAUAGUAAAAUUUAAUAAGAAAUUAUUAAGAGAACGAUAUAGAAAAUUAAUUAUACUUAAUCAUCCAGAUAAAAGUGGAAGUCAGUACAUUAGUCAACGUAUAAAUCAAGCUAAAGAUGUUUUAGAGCGUAGUUAUAUGUUUAAGAACGAUAAAGAUUAG